AGAAAAGACGAAGAAGAAGAAGAAGAAGAGGAAAGCAGAUGUGACGUCGUAGUGUUUACACCAUUGGUUCACACAUUGUUCAGUCGAGUCGCAAGUAAACGCGAGCUAAGAAACUGGAUUUAAUAGAAUUUCCCUUUGUAUUCACCCGCAGAGUUUGGGCGUAUUUCAAUGGGUGCCCACGGGGUUUUGGGGAAUGAGCCCGAGUCUAUUGACUACUCGGUGCACGAAGCCUGGAAUGAGGCCACCAAUGUCUACCUGCUGGUUAUCCUGGUCAGCUUCUGCCUGCUGAUCUACGCCAGAAAAAACAAGAGGAAGAUCAUGCGUAUCUUCUCUCUGCCUCCCACCGUCGGCAGCAGCCCGGAGCCCAACUUCUACGAUAGCCUGCAGAAGGUCCGCCUGCGACAGCAGCUGGAGAUGUACUCUCUGGCCAGGAAAUUUGAGCAGCAGCAGGGCCAGACAGACAGUGUGCAGCUCUCCAUGGAAUGAGAGCAGGAGGGAUCUCAUCCCUUUCUGUCAGAGCAAACACUCCUGCGUCUUCAAGCCCUCUGUACGUGGAUAGGAAAGGACUUGGAUGGCUGUCAUGAUCAAAGAUCGUUCAAACGCCGCUGCUCCUUUCACGGUUGUUUCUGUUUGGCUUCUCGAAUGAGAAGUGUCUUCAUGUACCUUCUGUUGUCUCUUCUUCGUCUGUUAUGUAUGGAAUAGGUACAGCUGGAUGGAUGGAGAAGCCAAGGGCAGUUUGGCAUCUUGCAGGUCUGCUGGAUGGCAUCUAGCAGUGACUCUAAUUUGGAUUGAGGAAUGAUAAAGGUGUAACUGCAGCAGAUAGACAUGCACUGAUACUUUCAGUAUAUUGUGAGAUUAAAAAAAACAACAACCAUGAAGAGGUUCUUGCACAUACAGAUCAUUCCAAUUUAACAUACAUUCUAGUUGGUUUCCAUUUUUUUUUAUACUUGUUAUUUGUCUUAAAUGUGAAAAUAAAGGCACAUAAACCUAAA
Messenger RNA from Siniperca chuatsi (mandarin fish), 992 nucleotides. RefSeq names its product small integral membrane protein 19 (gene smim19). The transcript is spliced from 3 exons. Bases 169 to 486 code for a protein of 105 amino acids. The record is from RefSeq and is a predicted model, not a curated record. NCBI's taxonomy places the organism in Eukaryota, Metazoa, Chordata, Actinopteri, Centrarchiformes, Sinipercidae.